AUGUUUGCGGCCGGCAAAUCAUUGCCGGAUGCUUCUUCCGUUUACCACGAAAUUUCGUGUCGUCUCGGCGACGAACAAUCCAAUAUCGAAAGACACCUUUACAAGCUCCUCGACCAGUUACAAACCCGAACUGACUUGUCCGCCUACAACCCCCAUAAAUGCCUAACCGUGUCUCGAAAACUGCCCUCUUCGGAAUCUCGCCCCUUUCAAGUGAUCCACGGCCAAGUCUGGCGAUGGUCGCACUUACGGCGCAGUCUCUCCCACCUUAUUUUCGAGCUGCAGCCGCGAAAUUUCUGUUUUUCGGCCCACCAAAUGGAGAUUUGCCUCAACCCGUGUCAUUACAGACACCACCGACUGCUUCCACCCUUGGACCCAGUUCUAGCGUCCCCGGUUUGGGCAACGAUUUAUUACUACGAGAAGGGGUCGCGAAUUGGGGACGCGUUUCCUUGCCAAGGACUCUCCGCUUGGGUGCAUUGCUUACAAGGAGGACCGCAGCGAAACGACAGGUUUAAUUUGUUCGAGAAGGAAAAUGCGGGACGCGAGUGGACGGUGAAAAAUACAAGGCAGCAGAUUGGGAGAGGGAUUACUCUGCACUAUGUUAAGGGGCAGAUUUACGUGCAGUUGUGGUCCGAUUCGGAUCUCUACGUCAAUUCGCGGUUUUACAAUCGGCUUAAAAACUACCCGGGUGGUACUAUUUGUAAGUUGUCGCCGUUUCGGUGCAGACACAUGAAACUGUUCCGUGAUGACGAAUUUCACGAAAUGUUAUCUGCGGAGGUGGCAAAGGGUUGGGAGGCUGUUUACAGCUUAGCUAAAGUGUGCACCGUUCGAAUCAGUUUUGUGGAGGGUUGGGGUAACGAAGUUGGGGGGAUUACUGAGAAGCCUUGUUGGCUUGAAGUGCGCUUUCUGCGACAUCUGGAGUGGACCCAAAGGACUUUGACGCAAAUGGGGGCGCCAUACAAACUACACUAUUAA
This is a messenger RNA of Tribolium castaneum (red flour beetle), 972 nucleotides long. RefSeq names its product protein mothers against dpp. Gene Ontology annotation, cellular component: heteromeric SMAD protein complex. The record is from RefSeq and is a predicted model, not a curated record. Lineage: Eukaryota; Metazoa; Arthropoda; Insecta; Coleoptera; Tenebrionidae. The coding region runs from base 1 to 972 and encodes 323 amino acids. Gene Ontology annotation, molecular function: RNA polymerase II cis-regulatory region sequence-specific DNA binding; DNA-binding transcription factor activity, RNA polymerase II-specific; I-SMAD binding. The transcript has a single exon. Gene Ontology annotation, biological process: anatomical structure morphogenesis; transforming growth factor beta receptor signaling pathway; regulation of transcription by RNA polymerase II.